Oldenlandia corymbosa var. corymbosa is the source of this 1983-nucleotide messenger RNA. NCBI's taxonomy places the organism in Eukaryota, Viridiplantae, Streptophyta, Magnoliopsida, Gentianales, Rubiaceae. The record is from the annotation of a GenBank genome assembly.
AUGGCGGAGAACAAAUCGUACAUAAUGCAGGUGGAAGCGGGGAAGCCUGCUUCCGAUGGUAAGCCCUCGAUCGGACCUGUUUACCGUAGCGUUUUCGCUAAGGAUGGAUUUCCUCCUCCGAUUGAAGGUCUUGACAGUUGUUGGGAUAUUUUCCGCCUCUCAGUGGAGAAAUAUCCUAACAACCGGAUGCUUGGUCGCCGAGAGAUUGUGGAUGGAAAGGCGGGUAAGUAUGUCUGGCAGACAUAUAAAGAAGUUUACGACUUGGUAAUAAAAGUGGGGAAUUCCAUUCGCAGUCUUGGGAUUGAUGAAGGAGGACGUUGUGGUAUUUAUGGAGCCAACAGUGCAGAAUGGGUCAUAAGCAUGGAGGCAUGCAAUGCUCAUGGGCUCCACUGUGUUCCUUUGUAUGAUACCUUAGGUGCCGGUGCGGUGGAGUUCAUUAUUUGCCAUGCUGAAGUUACCAUAGCCUUUGUUGAAGAGAAGAAGAUUCCUGAGUUGCUAAAAAGUUUUCCUGGUGCCGCAAAAUACUUGAAAACACUUGUGAGCUUUGGGAAAUUCACCCCUGAACAGAAAGAAGAAAUAGAGAAAUUUGGUUUAGCUGCCUAUGCAUGGGAAGAAUUUUUUUUAUUGGGUGAAAAUAAGCACUUUGACCUUCCCGUGAAAAAGAAAAGUGACAUUUGUACUAUAAUGUAUACUAGUGGAACCACCGGUGACCCUAAGGGUGUCAUGAUUUCUAACAAUAGCAUUGUGACUCUUAUAGCUGGCGUACAACGUCUACUCGGGAGCGUGAAUGAAUCAUUGACAACAAGUGAUGUUUACCUCUCUUAUCUCCCAUUGGCACAUAUAUUUGACCGCGUGAUUGAAGAAUGUUUUAUCAACCAUGGAGCCUCAAUAGGAUUUUGGCGUGGGGAUGUCAAAUUAUUGGUGGAAGACAUUUCAGAGUUAAAACCAAGCAUAUUUUGUGCAGUUCCUCGGGUUUUAGAUAGAAUUUAUUCAGGAUUGCAACAGAAGAUAGCAGCUGGAGGUUUCAUAAAACAGACCCUAUUUAACUUUGCAUAUGGCUACAAGUUGCGCAACCUGAGGAAGGGGCUUAAGCAUCAUGAGGCAGCUCCAGUUUUCGACAAAAUUGUUUUCAAUAAGAUUAAGCAAGGUUUAGGGGGUAAUGUACGGCUUAUUUUAUCUGGAGCCGCUCCCCUUGCGACACAUGUUGAAGAAUUUCUACGAGUCGUAUCUUGCUCUCAUGUGCUUCAAGGAUAUGGCCUGACUGAAACUUGUGCCGGUACAUUUGUUUCUUUACCACAUGAAAUGAGUAUGCUGGGUACAGUGGGUCCGCCCGUGCCAAAUGUGGAUGUUCGUCUUGAAUCUGUUCCUGAAAUGAAUUACGAUGCCCUCUCUUCAAGCAAUCCACGCGGGGAAGUAUGUGUUAAGGGGGAUACUUUAUUCUCAGGCUACUACAAACGUGAUGAUCUCACGAAAGAAGUUUUUGAAGAUGGGUGGUUCCAUACAGGAGAUGUUGGCGAGUGGCAACCAAAUGGAAGCUUGAAAAUUAUAGACCGGAAAAAGAAUAUCUUCAAGCUCUCUCAAGGAGAGUAUGUGGCUGUGGAGAAUUUGGAGAACAUUUACGGUCUUGUUUCUGUUAUUGACUCGAUCUGGGUGUACGGAAACAGUUUUGAGUCCUUCCUGGUUGCUGUUGUUAACCCUAAAAAGCAAGCAAUUGAAGCAUGGGCUGAAGAAAAUGGAAUAAGUGGGGAUUUCAAUUCUCUAUGUGAGAAUCCCAAAGUGAAGGAAUAUAUUCUUGGGGAGCUCACUAAGAUUGGCAAAGAGAAAAAGUUGAAAGGCUUUGAAUUUAUAAAAGCUCUGCACCUUGACCCUGAACCUUUUGACAUGGAACGCGACCUCCUUACACCAACAUUCAAGAAAAAGAGACCCCAAUUGCUGAAAUAUUACCAAAAUGUCAUUGAUAACUUGUACAAGAGUGCCAAAUGA